GAGCCCUUCAGAGAGAGAGCACACGCACCCUCUCAAGGGCUGUUUGGAACCUGACAGCGGAAGUGACGCACAUUUAAAGAUGACGCGUGCAAUAAUAUUCAUAUUGUUGCUCGAUUUAUAGCGUUUGUGUAAUUCAUAACUAAAAUGCAGAAACAGAGAAACGAGUGUGUGUUGCAGUGUGUGUCUCUGGAGUCGCCGGUGGGAGAGCUUCUGCUGAGCGGCUGUGAAAAAGGAGUACAUACCAUCACUAUUACUAUGGAGACAGAACAUAGGUCUGGGCUCAUUUCGAACCAGGCAGAACUGAACUCUGAGCUUCGGCAGUGUGUUACGUGGCUCCAGAGUUACUUUCGUUCUGCACAGUCAGUGAGCUCUCUUCCUUUUCCUGCUUUACAUAACCCACUAUUGCAGGGAGACUCCUUCACUGCACAGGUAUUGAGAAUAUUGCAGUCGAGGGUACAAGUAGGACAAACCGUCUCCUACAAGGAGCUGAGUGAGAUGGCAGGAAACCCGAAAGCUGCUCGAGCAGUGGGCAGUGUUAUGAAGAGAAAUCCGGUUCCUCUGAUUGUGCCCUGUCAUCGUGUGCUGUGUAGCUCAGGUCAAACUGGAAGAUAUAUGGGAGGCAAAGGAGAUAAUAUUAAGCUGUGGCUGCUCUCUCAUGAAAAGAAAGAAGGGUUAGACCUAACUGCUUAAACGUUGAAUACCGUUUAUUAUUUUCUCUGUUGGAUAACACACCCUGAGAUGUUCACUGUUCGACAUUGUUAUUAUGCAAGGAGUGGGUGUAUGUUCUACUUCAGAUACCAAAACUAAAGCAAAUGUUUAUUCCAUUAAUCAGUUCAAGCAUUAAUCAGUGUUAUUGUUAUAAUUGACUUUACAGUUACUGCACACAAUUGAUGGUAGUAAAAUUCUAUUGCUUUAGCAGGCAGGUCUUAACCAGUAGAGAAAUGGAAGACAUUCUUCAACCUAAGCCUGUGUAGUCCUUUGGUUUCUUUAUACACCUUUAAUAUAUGAAGAUCUCACUAUUCUGUAAAUAAUUACUUAGUUGAUUAUAUCUACUCAGCUGGAUGCUUCUCAGAGUAAAAUUGAAGCCAUUCACUAAUAAAGGAACAUUAUUUGUAUGACAUAGUAUGA
This is a messenger RNA of Ictalurus punctatus (channel catfish), 1128 nucleotides long. RefSeq names its product O-6-methylguanine-DNA methyltransferase (gene mgmt). The transcript has 5 exons. Gene Ontology annotation, biological process: DNA repair. The record is from RefSeq and is a predicted model, not a curated record. Lineage: Eukaryota; Metazoa; Chordata; Actinopteri; Siluriformes; Ictaluridae. Gene Ontology annotation, cellular component: nucleus. The coding region runs from base 145 to 690 and encodes 181 amino acids. Gene Ontology annotation, molecular function: methylated-DNA-[protein]-cysteine S-methyltransferase activity.